AUGAAUCAAAAAAGAAAGAGCUCGUAUCUACGUCGGUUGUUCUCUUUUGUGUUUUUGCUUGCAAUGGUUUUCCUUAUAGGAAAUGCGUUUAUUACAGUAGACUAUAAUAAGGGCAUCUCGGGAUGGAGUUCGAUAAUUAGACUAAAUCUUGCAAAACUGAAGAUGUGCAAGAUACAAUUCAGGUCUCCGGGAAGCGAGACAUUACCGAGAGGCAUUGUUGCAAGUACAUCUGACUUGGAAAUGCGACCAUUAUGGGGCGCUAAGCGGAAUAAGAACCCAAAGCCAAACUUAUUGGCUAUGGCAGCUGGAAUAAAACAGAAGGAAAGUGUCAACAAGAUUGUCAAGAAGUUUCGAUCCAGUGAGUUCGUUGUGAUGCUGUUUCAUUAUGACGGCGCCGUGGAUGAAUGGAAGGAGUUUGAGUGGAGUGAAACUGCUAUUCAUAUUUCUGUCAUAAACCAAACCAAAUGGUGGUUUGCAAAGCGUUUUCUACACCCGGAUAUUGUCUCAGCGUAUUCUUACAUAUUUCUGUGGGAUGAAGAUCUCGGUGUUGAGCAUUUUGAUGCUACAAGGUAUGUUUCAAUAAUUAAAGAAGAAGGGCUUGAAAUAUCGCAGCCUGCUCUUGAUCCCAAUUUGUCUGAAGUGCAUCAUCAACUUACCGCACGAGACAAGAAAUCGAGAGUACAUAGGAGAACAUACAAAGCCAUUGGUCGGGCUAGGUGCAGCGAGAAUAGCACCGGACCUCCUUGCACGGGAUUUGUCGAAAUGAUGGCUCCUGUGUUCUCCAAAGCAGCGUGGAGGUGUACAUGGCAUAUGAUUCAGAAUGACUUAAACCACGGAUGGGGUAUAGAUUUUCAGCUUGGAUAUUGUGCACAGGGUGAUCGAACAAAAAAUAUCGGGAUUGUUGAUUCGGAAUAUAUACUUCAUUUGGGUCUUCCUACAUUAGGAGGUUCAGUUGAAAAUAAGACCGGUUCAGGACAAUUCGAUAAGACCGAGAGUCGGCAUAGUUCAGACAAAUCUAAACCAUCAUCAACAUCCCAAAUGUCAUCUGGUAGAUCUGAGGUUCGGAAGCAGACUUAUGCCGAACUGGAGACUUUUAAACACAGAUGGAAAAAUGCUGUGAAGAACGAUGAGUGCUGGAUAGACCGGUUCCAAUCGUGA
Molecule: messenger RNA, 1158 nt
Organism: Arabis nemorensis
Lineage: Eukaryota; Viridiplantae; Streptophyta; Magnoliopsida; Brassicales; Brassicaceae
Source: the annotation of a GenBank genome assembly